Ixodes scapularis (black-legged tick) is the source of this 1421-nucleotide messenger RNA. RefSeq names its product probable Bax inhibitor 1 (gene BI-1). Gene Ontology annotation, cellular component: mitochondrial membrane. Gene Ontology annotation, molecular function: enzyme binding. Gene Ontology annotation, biological process: cellular response to unfolded protein; negative regulation of apoptotic signaling pathway; negative regulation of endoribonuclease activity. The coding region runs from base 123 to 833 and encodes 236 amino acids. The transcript has 8 exons. The record is from RefSeq and is a predicted model, not a curated record. Lineage: Eukaryota; Metazoa; Arthropoda; Arachnida; Ixodida; Ixodidae.
AAUCCAAUCCAAUCCACAAAACGCGGACAUCUGCGACAUCUGCCAUUGCCUGCCAUUGCGAGCUGCUGUAGUGCUUACGUGAGUCGUGACGUGUUGUUUUCGGACUUUGGUAGAUCGAGACCAUGGAGGCCACUUUUAACCUCAACUCCUUCUGGAACUCCUUCAGCAACAGACUGGAGAAGCCGGUGCGUGAGCACCUCCAGAAUGUGUACAGCUGCCUGGCCAUUUCGACCCUGGCAGCAGCUGCGGGCGGAUAUGUGCAUCUCUUCACCGACUUCCUGCAGGGCAACUUUCUGACCACAUUGCUGUCCCUUGGACUUCUUGUUGCGCUCUUCACGGUACAGGACAAUGGGAAGAACCAGCAUGUCCGUCUGAGCAUUCUUGUUGGCUUCGCCUUCACCACAGGAUUGGGCCUGGGGCCGCUCCUGGAUGUGGUGGUCUCUGUGGACCCUUCAAUCGUGGCCACUGCGUUUGUGGCCACCUGUGCCGUCUUUGCCUGCUUCUCCCUGAGCGCGCUCUACUCGGACCACUGCCGCUGGAUCUACAUCGGAGGAACCCUGAUGUCCAUCCUGUCGAUGAUGCUUGUGCUGUCCCUGGCCAACCUGUUCUUUGGAUCCUACCUGCUUUUCCAGAUGCACCUCUACCUCGGCCUGAUCCUCUUCUGCUUCUUCGUGCUGUACGACACCCAGCUGAUCAUUGAGAAGAGGAAGCGCGGGGAGCGUGACUACAUCAGACACUCUGUGGACCUCUUCAUUGACUUGGUCAGCAUCUUCAGACACCUGCUUGUGAUCCUGACUCAGAAGGAAAGCAGCCGGCGUGAGAAGCGGAACUGAUGGCUUUGCAGCACUGGCAGGAUUCCCUGGGCUGCAGAGACUUUUUUUUUUCUGGGAUUGUUUAGGUGUCAUUGAGCAAGGCCUAAAUUCGCGUCUUUAACCCUGUCCUGGAAGCCUCUCGUGCGGCUCCCCCCACAUUGAGUCAUAAAUCUGCAAACGUGCCCCUCUGGUUUCCAAGUGUCUGAGUUCAAUGGAAAUAUAUUCUUUGUGUGAGGCCGACUUUUUUUUUUUGGUGCUCUUGACUUUGCUUGGUUUAUCUGCUAUUUUGACUGAGUUUAAAUUUUGUUUUUCUGCUUCGUUGCUUGAGCAUAGGAAGCAGUCUGAUCCAGUUGGAGGGCUGUACUUUGGCUAUUUUGUUGCUUUUUGUUUGUGGCACAUCUUAGAGUGUUUUGUGUUUCUUGCCUGUAUACCCAGUCUGUAUGUGACGUUACAGUGAAUACAUUAUUGUCAUUCACGGCGCAACAGAUGUACUGACCUUCCACACAAGAAAAACAGCUGACAAUCAUUCUCGGUAUUCUGGGGUCAUACUAUUUGUGUGUGGCUGUAUUUCUGUGGUCCAAUAAAAGUUUCUCGGGUUCUAGACUAGCA